This is a messenger RNA of Bactrocera oleae (olive fruit fly), 2138 nucleotides long. RefSeq names its product probable peptidoglycan muropeptide transporter SLC46. Gene Ontology annotation, cellular component: membrane. Gene Ontology annotation, molecular function: transmembrane transporter activity. The record is from RefSeq and is a predicted model, not a curated record. Lineage: Eukaryota; Metazoa; Arthropoda; Insecta; Diptera; Tephritidae. Gene Ontology annotation, biological process: transmembrane transport.
AUUGCUCUCUUUAUCUCAUUCCGCAUACAAACUGAGCAGAUGUGUAAAGUCGGUAUAUAUUAACUAAAAAGACGUUUAAAGCGAUAUAGUACAAACUCGGAUGCAAACUUGUACGGAGUAAAUGCGUGCAACCGGUUAACUGAUUUAGAACGAAAUAUUAAUUUAAACAAACCACACAUAAUGGCAGCGCGUCGGCCAACAUCGCUGAAUCUGAAUGCGCGACACUCGUUGACUUCGCUCGAGCAGUUUGUCUUCGAAGUCGGUACUGUAAUGCCGUUAACACCCGCUUCAACGCCGGAAAUCACGCCGUUACCGUUAUUUCCAUUAACCGAAACCAAAAUACCAGAAGAUGUUCCGGGUACAAAUGCUAACACGCUUUCAAAUAAAUCUGUGGAAAAAAAUAGAUUCACAGUGAUUGAACCGGCAGUCUUUCUGGUUUACGUUGCCACAGCGUUGGCCGGUGCCAUUUUGCAGAAUCAACAACUCUAUCAAACCUGUGUCGCUGUCUAUAAUUAUGAUAAAGAACUAUGUGAGCCAAUGUUGGGAGUUAUUGCAAAAAAUGAGACUUCAAAAGAAAUUGAAACCAAAGUGCAACCCUAUGUGGCCAAUAUAAUUAUGACUAGUUCGGUGAUUACCAGUGUUUUGCCUGCUUUCCUCAGUUUAUUUAUUGGACCUUGGUCGGAUAAGUUUGGACGCAGACCGGUGCUUGUAGCAACCUUCUCAGCGGCCUUCAUCGGACACUCUAUAACAACAAUUCUCGCAGCAAUAUCUCUGGCAACGCCUUUAAAUCCGUGGGUCUACAUAUUAUCGAAUGUACCAUUGGCUUUGACAGGUGGCACCUGCGCGUUAAUAACAAUGGUGUUUUGUCUCGUCUCAGACGUGUCCGACGAGGGCGGUAAGGCAAGACGCAUGUUCUUUGUGGAUGGCGCUUUGGGUAUUGGUACUUUGAUUGGCAACGUGAUCAGCAGUUAUAUACUGUCUGGAACCGGUACCGUAGGCGUAUUCACAAUUGCUGCAGGUAUGGAUUUGCUGGCGCUGCUAUAUUUGCUGUUCUUCGUCGACGAAAGUUUGAAAAUACAACACGAACGAAAAGAGUCCAAUUUGCGAGAGUUCUUCAAAUUCGGCUUGAUCAAGGACUUGGUAAGGAGCUGUCUAAAACGCAGGCCAGACCAUGAUCGCGCCAUUAUUUGGUGUAUAAUGUUCACCUUAGUCACUACAACAUUUGUAAUGCAGGGUGAAUCCAAUGUAUUUUAUUUGUUUCUACGUAACCAAUUCAAUCUCACGCUGCAGCAAUUCACCACCUACAAUGCCGUCACUAUCUGCAUUAAAAUGGUCGGUUGUGGUCUCAUUUUGCUUUUUUUGCGAGUGCUAUUCAAGGCCCCUCUUAUACUUGUUGCCAUGCUUGGUUUGUUGGGUUGUUUUACUGACAGUUUAAUACGUUCAUUGGCGCAGGAAUUUUGGCAGAUGUACUUGGCCGCGACUUGUGGCUUCAUGGGUGGCAUUAACAGUCCGAUGUUGCAAGCGGUACUUGCGGGCUUAGUACAAGCUACCGAAAUCGGUAAAGUCUACGCUGUUAUCUCUUCAUUGCAAACACUUUCGCCGCUGGCUUCGGCACCGGUUUACACUGGCAUUUACAGAGCGACAUUGCAGUCAUAUCCUGGCGCGUUUUACUUUUUGAGUGUCUCAAUUUAUUGCAUAUGCUUUGUGCUUAUUACCGCUUUGUUUAUUAUGCAACGAAUCGGUGCCAAAGCAGCCAGGCAACAAUCAGCGGCAUAGGGAAAUGUUUAGCAGAAUUCUGUUAUUUAAAUAAACAAAUUGUUGUCAAAGCAAAAUUUUUAUAUGAAAAUAAUAUUUUGUGACACGAACCAGUAUUUACAUAUGUACAUAUGUAUGCAAUCGUAUAUAUGUGUGUAUGUCUGAAUAAUCAUUAAAUAGACUUAAGGUUUGUUUACGUUCCCUAAACAUAAGUGCUUGCAUUUAACUGAAUUUAAUAACUGUAUAUAUGUAAAUAAUGUUUAGCGUAAAAGUUAAGGGAAAAAUUUUUGUAUGCACAUACUAUGUAGGUCUAUAUCGAACAAAACAAAAGCUAAUUUACACAAAAAUAAGUUGCACAUAUUUUUUAAAAUGCAAGUAAGGUG